CAAGACUAUCAGCAUUAUUGAAAUCAUGAUCAAAGAAUCUUUUCUACAAGCCAAUGAACACCUCCACAUCUCAGCAGCCAUAGAAAACAUGGUGGAAUACACUAAACUCACAGAUCACUUAUUUGAGAAGAUCUUGUACUCCACUGACGACAACCUGAAAGAUGCUCGAAUGAUUCUUGAGGACAUUGUCAAUAGACGCCUGCCAAAGAUUGUUGGAGAAGCCAGACUGACAGAAGCUGAACAUAAAGACAUCUCAAAGAAAACACUGAAGGAUAAUUGGAUGACAGCUGUGGAGAAAUGGUCUAAAAAUACACUGGAUUUCGUGGUUGCUGUCGUCAAUAUGGAUCAUGGCAUGAAGGGUAAAAAUCCCAUUGACAACGUCUAUUUCUACAGCAAGAGGGAUCCGACCAAAGCCUUCAAGAUUAGGAAAUAUCAGGUGUCCAGUUUCCUGCCGGUGAAGUUUUAUGAAAAGCUUGUGAGAGUGUACUAUCGAGGUACAGAGAAACGGGAACUAGAAGAAGCUCAGCAGUGCUUUGAGAAUUGGUGCAAAGACAAUUUUGGAGUUCUGCCUGAAGAGGGAAAAUGUUCUGAGGCUACAUACCAAAGCAAGGAUUAACAACUGAGACAAUAACCCCGUAAGAGCAUUCCAGAUCCAGAUUAGCAACAUUUUGAGAGAGAUGCUGAAGACAUGAAAGAGAUCAUGGAAGAACAAUCAAAGGACUUCUUCAGCUGCAGGGCAUUUGAAUCUCAAGUGGACUAAAACAAAAGAAGUUAUGAGUUUACACUGUAACUGUAUUUAUUCUGUGAUGGAUUUCAGCUGUAGUCACUGCUGUGAUAAAUAUGCCAAUGAAGUCUUUUAUUCUUGCAUUUUAGUGUUCUUAUAAUAAUAAUACAUACAGCAAAAAUCAAUAGAAACAAAUUGUUAUUCUAUGCAGGAAUGUCCUGAGACUCCUGACUUGGAGAAAAUUGUAUUUGCAAUGUACUUUUAUACAAUUUGCAAUCGCAGCUUUUCUCAGUUGCUAACACACUAAAAUGUAAAUCUAAUGGCCCAAAUUACCAAACCAUUACGUCCAUUCUCAAAAGACUAAAGCAGAGAUGACAGUUCAAAAGGAUUUAUUUACAAAAAAUGACAGUCAAGGAAAGGCGCUUCCAGUGCCGGAAGUAGAUGGCAGAUCAAAAGAGCCUCUAAGGGCUAUUGAAGAGUGUGUUAGUAAGAAGAGUGUGUGCAUUGAUGUAGUCUGCAGCAAUCUGAAGAGAGUCUGUUAAAGCUGGUGUGGUACAAAGCAAAGCCCAGACGAUUCUCCCAAGACACUGGGAAAUACAGAGGAAUCCUCCUCCUCAUGAACUGGGCACCGAACUAGUGAGAGUGACAGCAAGCGGGCAGGUAACCGCACCUCUACAGACAGGCAACCAUCUGUUCAAAAUAUGGAAAACUGAAUAAAAUUGGAGGGAUGUGCCCAGCAAGAGGGUUGAAACCCAAUAGACUAAAACUAACUUUAUAAGUACAUAACUGUAUUUACAGUAUUAGGCUUAUUCGUUCUCUGCAUUGUACUCUGCACAAAGACAAUAACGUUUAAGCUACUGUAAUCGAAUUGUGAGAACACAUCUUUAAACGCAUACCUCAGGUCUUUAGUGACCCAGGAACACAUUCUACCCCCAUACCUCAUGCAUUUGAAGUUGUUCCCACACCUCUUUAGGAUUCCUCAAUCUCUCUUUUAUGUAAAAAAUAAAAUGAAUAAAAAAUGAUAGUGGUUAAGUACCAAAUGUGUAUAGGGUCAUUAGAGACCCAAGGUAAGGAGGAGUGCAUGUUGUUUCACAGCACUUCACUUUUUCCACAUUUUGUGAUGUUACAGCCUCAUUCCUUAUUCGAUUAAAUUCAUUAUUUUCCUAAAAAUUCUACAAACAAUA
Molecule: messenger RNA, 1908 nt
Organism: Xyrauchen texanus (razorback sucker)
Lineage: Eukaryota; Metazoa; Chordata; Actinopteri; Cypriniformes; Catostomidae
Product: deoxynucleoside triphosphate triphosphohydrolase SAMHD1-like
Exons: 7
Coding region: 26-616 (196 amino acids)
Biological process (GO): defense response to virus; regulation of innate immune response; dGTP catabolic process
Cellular component (GO): nucleus
Molecular function (GO): dGTPase activity
Source: RefSeq, a predicted model, not a curated record